AUGAAACUCGCCGCCCUCGUCACCCUUGCCCUCGCGGCAUACGCCCAUGCAACCGCUCGACACCCGCCCAUGAAGGCCCCGAACGCCAUAGUCGUCGGUCCCCCGCGCCCGGGGGCGCCCUACUUCUACCACCCCACCUGCACAUGGGAGCACUGGGGCAUCUUCGGCGCGUGGAUGAACGUCACCGCCGCCGGGGUCGAGGACAUCCCGGGCAUGUGCGGGAACCUCUGGGCCGCCCUCCGCAAAUUUCCCGGCUGCAGGAUGCUGACCAACCCGCACUGCGGUGGCACCGACGGCUACAUGGAGUGGCGCUUUCACGCGCCCGGCUUCACCUGCGACUUUGGUCUGAUCCGCUCGGCCUGGUACGCUGGGACUGGCGGGAACAAGCUCGGCGUCUUGGACUGCAAUGGGGCCCAGCCCGAGACGCAGCCCGACCCGUCCAAGCCCACCCGGACCAAGAAGAUUUUCUCUACCAAGCCUGCCAAGCCCAAGUUCAAGAUUUGA
Colletotrichum graminicola M1.001 is the source of this 504-nucleotide messenger RNA. RefSeq lists its product as uncharacterized. The coding region runs from base 1 to 504 and encodes 167 amino acids. Lineage: Eukaryota; Fungi; Ascomycota; Sordariomycetes; Glomerellales; Glomerellaceae. The transcript has a single exon. The record is from RefSeq and is a predicted model, not a curated record.